Colletotrichum higginsianum IMI 349063 is the source of this 1524-nucleotide messenger RNA. RefSeq names its product LysR family regulatory protein. The transcript is spliced from 2 exons. The coding region runs from base 1 to 1524 and encodes 507 amino acids. Gene Ontology annotation, molecular function: acyltransferase activity, transferring groups other than amino-acyl groups. The record is from RefSeq and is a predicted model, not a curated record. NCBI's taxonomy places the organism in Eukaryota, Fungi, Ascomycota, Sordariomycetes, Glomerellales, Glomerellaceae.
AUGUCGUCCUUCCGGGCUCUCCUCAACCCGAUCCUGGGCCCCAAGCCUCGUCAGCCAGAGCGAGUACCAACCGACACCGUAAUCCGGCUAUCCGCGCUGGACAGCUCCUGGAUGAUGCGCAUGAUGAUCAUGAGCUGGUCACUGUGCUUUCACGACGCCCUCAAUCCGGACAUGCUCCACGCCUCUCUCUCGGAGCUACUCACUGUCGGCAACUGGCGGAAGCUCGGCGGCAGACCACGACUGACAGAAAACGGUCAAAUUGAGCUUCACAUCCCUGAGGCCUUCACACCCUCCCGCCCAGCAGUUCACUUCACAGUUGAGCCGAAUCGCUCAAGCGUGAAAUCGCAUCCGCUCGCCUCAACCAUGCCCUCGCUCUUCUCCUCUACAGACGCCCUGUCACGCCCUCAGAUCCUCGACACACCGUCGACGCUGACCCCCAUCCUCGCCGGCCCCGAGGCGCCCGCGGCCUUCUCCGACUACACCACUACAGACCGCCCGCUGCUCUCGCUGCAUGUGAUAACCUUUACCGACGCAACAUUCGUCACCAUCACGUACCCGCACAGCGUCACGGACGGAAUGGGCCGUAGAGAGCUCGUCGAAAACUGGUGCCGCGUCCUCUCGGGCAGGAGAGAAGACGUCACACCGCUGGCGGACCCGGCGUUCGAUCCGAUGGCGAAGGUCGCAAACGCACAAGACCAGCGGUACACCGAGCCGUUUCUCUGGGAACACAAGAAACUCACCGGCUGGGGGAAGCUGCGUUUCACAGCCGGUCUCCUGUGGUACCUCCUCACCAACCGCAUCCGCCAACGGAACCUCUUCAUCCCAGCCGCUUCUCUCACGUCCCUCCGCCAAAUCGCCGAGACUGACAUCUCUCAAUCCGACGAGGCCGCGACCCGACUGAGCGACGGUGACAUCCUCACGGCCUGGCUCGUCCGCCUAGCCUGCUCGCACAUACCCAAGUCCUCCCCCGCGAAGCCCAUUUCCAUCUCCACGGCUCUCGACCUCCGGGGCCGCCUCAACGAGGACGAUUUGCCCUCCGACGUGGCCUACUUCUCCAACCUUGUGGCGUACAACUGGACGAGCACGACGGCCUUAGGGUUCUUGCACGGCGCGUUCGGGAAGGCCGUCGCGCUGAUCCGGAGCUCGGUGAGGUCGCAGCUUACCGACGCCCAGGUCUACGCGUCGACGAGGUUGACGUACAACGCGGUCGCGGAGAGCGGGAGCACGAACCAGUUCACCGAGCCCAACGGCUUCGUCGUUUCGGUGUCGAACGUGUCCAAGGCGAGGUUCCACGAGGUCAUCGACUUCAGCCCGGCUAUCGAAAAGGUGGAAGGGGAAGACGAAGGGGGGAGGUCGACGCCGAAGGGCAAGAUUGUGUGGCAGUGCAAUACUCCCCGGAUGCGGAUGCAUCCGCCCUGUCUGAUUUACAUCCAGGGGAAAGACCACGCGGGCAACUAUUUGGCGCAGAUGCUGGUUGCCGAGCGGACAUGGCGGGUCAUUGAGGAAGUACUCAGUUCAAUGUGA